Molecule: messenger RNA, 956 nt
Organism: Elgaria multicarinata webbii
Lineage: Eukaryota; Metazoa; Chordata; Lepidosauria; Squamata; Anguidae
Gene: BLOC1S2
Product: biogenesis of lysosomal organelles complex 1 subunit 2
Exons: 5
Coding region: 54-482 (142 amino acids)
Biological process (GO): lysosome localization; endosomal transport
Cellular component (GO): BLOC-1 complex; BORC complex; gamma-tubulin complex
Molecular function (GO): gamma-tubulin binding
Source: RefSeq, a predicted model, not a curated record
CGGAAGUGGCCGGUGUCUUCCUGCUCGAAGGGCGCGAGGGGGGGCCGGUUGCCAUGGCCACCCCCGCCCCGGAGGAGCCCCUGGAGGCUCAGCUGCCACCCGCCAAGCACGAUCCUGCUGUUGAAACAGCAGAAGAAGCUACAGAACCAGCAGAGGAAGAUAUCAAUGAACUUUGUAAGGAUAUGUUCCAAAAAAUGGCCAUUUACCUAACAGGCGAAUUGACAGCCACUAGUGAAGACUAUAAACUCUUGGAAAAUAUGAACAAGCUGACGAGUUUGAAGUACCUGGAAAUGAAAGAUAUUGCUAUAAAUAUAAGUCGAAACCUGAAAGACUUGAAUCAAAAAUAUGCUGGACUUCAGCCAUAUCUGGAACAAAUCAGUCUAAUUGAAGAGCAGGUGGCAUCUUUGGAACAGGCGGCCUACAAACUGGAUGCUUAUUCAAAGAAACUUGAAGCGAAGUACAAAAAACUGGAGAAACGAUGAAAGGAGGAUAUUGUGUAAUAAAACUUUUCUUCUAGAUCACGUGAUAUUUCUCGUAAGAAAUUCGAUCACAUCACUGACUUGAUGAAUUUUACAAAAUUUGUGCUUCAAAAAUACUUUUGACUAGAGUUGUGUGGGACUUCUUAAAAGUAGCUGUGGCUGCCCUUGACUAAGGCUAAAAUCUUUAUCUUUUAGAAUCUGUUCCUUUUCAUUCUUUUUGUUACUCCUUUUACAGAAAACGUAACCAGAAGCCACUGUUAACUGUUUCAGCAGUCUGCCACAAUAACUUUUUCCAUAAUAGAUCUGCACCUGCUUUCCUAUUGGGCAAGAGCAUGGUCAUUUUUGUGCUCAGUAAAGCCUUGAUUUGUAAAUAUGGAAGCUCCCAGUGUAGCAUGAUUGUCUCUAAAAUGGUAUGGAAAUUGCUCUAAAGCAUCUUCGCCAUCAUGCUUUUCUGAGAAAUAAAAACCUUGAAAUUAA